AUGAUCAGAUUUGUUAGGUUUCUUAGUCAUUUUUGUUUCAUGUAUCUGUGUUCCUCUUUUUCUCAAUUCUUCUUCUUCUUCUCCUCCUCCUCCUCUUCCUCCUCCUCUUUUUCUUCACUUUCUUCUUUUCUUCUUCCUCUCCUGCUUAUCCUCCUCCUCCUCGUCCUUCUUCUUCUUCUUCACCUUCUUCUUCUCCUUCUUCUUCUUUUCUUCUGCUUCUUCUCUUUCUCCAUCCCCUCCUCCUCCUCCUCAUCCUUCUUAUUAUUAUUAUUCACUUUCUUAUUAUUAUUUUCUUCUUCUUCUUCUUCUUCUUCUCCUCCUCCUCCUCAAUAUCCUCCUCCUUCUUCUUCUUCUUCUUCACCUCUUCCUCCUGCUUUUUCUUCACUUUCUUCUUUUUCUUCUUCUUUUCUUCUUCUUCUUCUACUCUUCCUCCUCCUCCUCCGCCUUCUUCUUCUUCUUCACUUCUUCUUCUUCUUCUUCUUCUUCUCCUCAAUAUCCUCCUCCUUCUUCUUCUUCUUCACCUCUUCCUCCUCCUUUUCUUCACUUUCUUCUUUUUCUUCUUCUUUUCUUCUUCUUCUUCUUCUACUCUUCCUCCUCCUCCUCCUCCUCCUCCUUCUUCUUCUUCUUCACUUCUUCUUCUUCUUCUCUCAUUCCUAUGUUUUAUCGUACAUAGUUUCUUUUCAAAAUGAUUCUAUCCUUCCCUCACUCUUUCCUUCCUUCCUUCCUUCCUUCCUUCCUUCCUUCCUUUUUUCCUUCCUUCUUUUUACUUUCAUCUUUUUCCACUUUGUCAUUUCAUUCUACUUCAGCGUCUUCAUUCCCUACUUUAUUCUUUCCUUUUAG
Messenger RNA from Acanthosepion pharaonis, 840 nucleotides. Lineage: Eukaryota; Metazoa; Mollusca; Cephalopoda; Sepiida; Sepiidae. The record is from the annotation of a GenBank genome assembly.